GUUCCAGGAUACAUUAUUUCAAAUUAAUAUUUUGCCCAACAAUUCAUUGAAGUAAUUAAAUGGUAAGGAUAACAACGAAGGAGUCUCAGAAAUCCCCUUAUUUAGAUGAAGUAACUGAAGCUGAUGCAGUACCAUCGUUUGACAGUAUUGAAUCAGCAUUGGAAGGUUUCCGGGAAAAAGUCUUUGAGGAUUUGAAGCUGUUUACUUCAGGAGUAGGAAAAUCGAAACUGAAUUACCAACGAGAAGAUUUUGUCAAAAGUUGUGCCAGUGAUACGAAUGAUAGCAACACGUUUUCUGCUUCGACAUCCAUAGAUUCAUCCGUAAUACGACAAAAAGAAAAGGAAUGCAAUGAUUCCGUUACAUAUCCAACAAGUUGUCGUUUUUGUGGUGGAAUGUUGCGUGCAAUCGAUAAACAUCGCGAAGAUGGGAUGCUUACAUUACAAUGUAGGCGUCGCAAAUGUAUAAGAUUUAAUGGUGUUACUGCUGAUAAGAACGCCAAACAGUUCUUAUCAGAGAUGGCGAAACCAAAGGCUUCACAAAUUAAUUAUGGUUGGUAUCUAUCAGACCCAGUGAGACAUUCUUAUAGGAUUUUUGCUAGCCAUGGCGAUCCUUCAGAUUCAGAAGUUGAUAGGUCAAAUGUGGAUGUCCGACCAAUUAUUCGAAAUGGAAAUAUAAUGCUUCGGGUUUUCGGACAAAGACAGCUGGCUAAAUUAUUGUGAAUCAGAUUCAGAAUCUUUUGCAUUCAAUGUUGUAGUCGUAUUAUGCAUUUACUUCAAUUUUUUAUAUUUUUGUUCCUCUUCAUUCACCAAGUCUGCACAUUAAUCAUUUUUAUAAUUGUCGCGCGACCGCCUCGCUGGGGAAUGUAUCUUUCCUAUGAGACUGGCUAUAAUACGGUUGAAUUCUAGUCCCUUCGAAAAG
Molecule: messenger RNA, 918 nt
Organism: Loa loa (African eye worm)
Lineage: Eukaryota; Metazoa; Nematoda; Chromadorea; Rhabditida; Onchocercidae
Exons: 7
Coding region: 60-719 (219 amino acids)
Source: RefSeq, a predicted model, not a curated record